Drosophila innubila is the source of this 1130-nucleotide messenger RNA. Its product is annotated as mitochondrial dicarboxylate carrier-like. The transcript has 2 exons. Gene Ontology annotation, molecular function: oxaloacetate transmembrane transporter activity; thiosulfate transmembrane transporter activity; malate transmembrane transporter activity. The record is from RefSeq and is a predicted model, not a curated record. Lineage: Eukaryota; Metazoa; Arthropoda; Insecta; Diptera; Drosophilidae. Bases 22 to 897 code for a protein of 291 amino acids. Gene Ontology annotation, biological process: thiosulfate transport; malate transmembrane transport; oxaloacetate transport.
CUCGUGCAUUUGCUUCAUGAAAUGGCCACUGAGAAACACUCACGUUGGUAUUUCGGUGGCCUUGCAAGUGUUUUCGCAACAUGCACAACACAUCCGUUGGACUUACUUAAAGUCGCCCUGCAGACCCAUCAGGGAAAGUUGCCGUUACUGCAACUUGUUGUUAAAAUUGUAAACGAACAGGGAGUUUUGGCAUUUUACAGAGGUAUAUCCGCCUCCGUUCUGCGACAGAUAAUGUAUUCCACAACGCGAUUUGGUGCUUAUGAGAUAGGUAAGGAUUAUGUCAACACAAACACAUUUGGCGGCAAGAUUUUGUUGGCUGGUCUAUCCGGUAUGCUUGGUGGUGUUAUAGGCUCACCCGCAGAUUUGGUUAAUGUGCGUAUGCAGAACGAUGUCAAGUUGCCUCGGGAGAAACGCAGCAACUAUAAGAAUGCAAUUGAUGGAAUUUAUAAGGCUUAUCGUCAAGAAGGUUUUCGUAAUCUUUUUAGCGGAGGAGUCAUAACAACUCUUCGCGGUGGUGUUAUGACCAUUGGCCAGAUAGCAUUUUAUGAUCAGAUCAAGUUUUGUCUUUUAAAUACUGUCUACUUUGAUGACAAUCUGGUUACUCAUUUUACCACUUCUCUGCUGGCAGGCAUCAUUGCCACAACGUUAACUCAACCUCUGGACGUUCUUAAGACCCGGACAAUGACCGCCAAGCCUGGUGAGUUCAGCGGUAUGAGAGAUAUUAUUAAAUAUACGGGAAAGCUCGGUCCACAUGGCUUCUUCAAGGGCUACGUUCCAGCAUUUUUGAGAGUUGGUCCGCAGACGAUUCUAACAUUUUUAUUCUUGGAGCAACUGCGGUUGCACUUCGGCUACGAAAAGAUCAGACCAACCGUUUACAGAUAUGGAUCUUAUUAUUGAAGAUUAGAUUAUUUGGAUGGCAGUCCUUUUACAGAUGUAUAACUUGAACCUAACUAAAUUAUUUACUAAAUUUCUUUUAAUGCUGCAGAUUUGCAACUUAAAGCACCUAAGAAAAUUUGAUCCUUUUAGCAUCUAAAGUUUAUAUCAAAAUUCAUACGUAAUGCGAUCUAAAUUAAUAGCUUGUUGCCAGUGUGAAAAUUGCUGUAAAUAAAUUAUAUGUUUAUAUUACAAAA